UUGCGUAUGAGAGGAGGCCUGUGCUCAGCAGUGGGACGUAUAUAGGCUUAAUUAUUAAUUAAAAUAGACGUUCUUCUCAAGCCACCAGCCGAUAAAGCUGUGUUAUAGAAGGGCCUAGGAUCCUCUGUCUGUAUCGAACCACUCGAUGAAAGCAGAUGGAAGUAACCUGAACGUGGAUGCACAUAAAUGCAGUUAUAACCCGAAGCCAUAAAAUAGCGUUAGAGAGUUUAUUAGAUGACGCUAUAAUGUCGUUGAACUGGUUUUAUAGAGCGUGUGAACGUGAACAGAACUAAACGUUAAAUAUUGUCAUUAAGAAAUGUUGCAGGUCUUUAUUAUGUCAUCCCAUAGUGACGGAGUAAUCAUUAAUUAAAAAGAAGAACAUUCAAAUUGUUACAACAAUUUUUGCAAGUUACUUAUGUUAAAUCUCAAGAAAUUUCAGCCUUGCAUUGGUGUGUUGGCGAUUUCUCGGAAACCAUUUCACUUUCUUCAUAAACAUUUUAUUACAUUCGAUCGAUACAUACAAGAUGAAUUUUAUAUUUCGUGCUUAUAAGAUUAUCUUUUUUUCACGCUUCUCAAGUUUUCAGUUAAGAGGUGGCUUAGAAAGUGUUUUGUCAAGUCCCAAGGUUUAGACGGUUCACCCAUGUGAAGUGUUGCAGAUAAAUAUAUUUACUACAUGUUCACAAUUAAACUACCGCAAUACAUAUAACCUAAUUAACAUGCAACCGGUUUUGCGUAAAAUUCUAAGUUAAUAUUGCACAAAUUUGUUGAACCAACGGUGUCGGCCAAAUUCAUGUAAGUUACGCAAACCGUUUCACGGAUUCUCUCCUUACUUUCGUUAUUACGACACAUUAGGUAAAUUUCUAUUGUACCAUCUUCCAUAUUGUUAACUGAUUUUUCGUAAACCUUAUUGCAACGACAUAGGGUUCAACGAUGGUUCGUUAAGAGUGCUGCUUUUAGUAUGAGACCAUAAAAUGGCAGUUUGAAUAAUCACGUUAUUUAGUUACAUCACUUGGGGGCUUCAAAUUAUAAGUAGCUUGAAGUUUGCCAAGUAUGUAUAAUGAGAACACACAACGACAAAAUAAAUGUACCUAGUCACGGAGCACGAGACUACAUAUUUGAGACCGUAGGUAGGAUAUGUAUUUUAUAGGUUUAUAUUAAUACUUAGUUUCUGAGUUGGAAUAUUGUUUUAGGAUGACUGCUAUAGUUAUUGGCUAUUCUUUAAACUUCUAUUCCCUUGUUUCUUUCUGCCUCACUAGGGAGUGGUCAAUUACUAUGCUGUACUGUAUGGAUGGAGCGGCCAAUAAAUAUAGCAGUCAUCCUAUUAUCGCAAAAGUUGGGACCAAAGUUUUAUACCUAUCUAAAAAUCUAUGUUCCAAACAAUCUUAUCAACAGAGCCCCGCGCGAUGAUAAUUGAAUUAUAAAAUAGAAUUUUCACAUAGCGCAAUCAAAAUGCCAUCUUGUCGGUUAUCAUGCUUCGAUCUUGUACAGCAAAAUAUAUCAUCAGAGAUAGCCGAGAUGCAAGUUUUGAUAUUGCAUGUCAUAGCUUUGAUGUUAGAUUAAUUGCUCCAGAGUCUCUUUCAAUCACGGAAAACGGCCGGAGGAAGUUAUCAAGAAAGAUAAUAAAUCUCACGAUCGCUUGAAUUAUCUUCGUACUAUGUAGAAAGUACAGUUAUGAGUAAUUGCUGAAGUAAUUGCAAGUAUUAAAAUUUAGUGUACUGAAGUAGUAAAAUUUGUCUAAUGAAUAUGUAUUUCAAUUUCGCCGCAAAAUUAGUUUAAUGCAUGCUUAUAAGUAUGACAAUACAUGCAUUUUAUUAAUAACUGUGGCCUCUACGUUUUAUUAGCGACCUUCACCUAAAUAAAGAGUAAUGUCAACCGCAACAUACUAGUUUACGUCUUGCAACAAAACUGACAGUUUAAACGUUAUUACCUUUUUUCUGUGUACUGUACCCCUAGUGUAAAUAAAUUCGAUUUCGAAACGUGACGUACGCGUUUGCGUUUAGUCUCAUUUUGUAUGUGAUUUAGAAAGAGCGCGCCAAGCGGGACGUUUUGGAAACUCAAAAUCCUAUACAUAAUGAGACUUAACGCAAACGCGUUCGUCACGUUAUGAUGUCGAUCAAAUUUACACUAGGGGUACUGGAUAAGGAUCCGGACCGAAUUUUUAGUAAGUUUUUGCAUUUUUUCGAGCACAACUUUUUUUCUGCUCUACAGCAGAACCGAGGUCACCUAGAACCCACGAUUUUUGACAACCAGCUUUAUCCGAUUUGACCAUACAAGUGAUACAAGAAAGUGCUCUUAAGAGGAAAGGGGACGGCCGCUUCUACAAACAAACGUAGUCCCCAUUUUCCUCUCUGGAUAUAGACAUUAUGAAAAAUAUUUUUACAUAAUUUGAUGUAUUAACCACCAGCUAUGCCCCUACGUUUGACUUUUUUAGAUUAUUGUAAAAAUUAUGAGCGGAAAAACAUAUUUCAUACAUAUAUUUGUGCUCCUAACUUUUAUAAGGGGCAUAGCUGUGUUUCAUAUACAACAAAUUGUAUCAAAAUAUUUUUAAUAAUGUUAACAUCCAGACAGGAAAACGUUACUACGUUUGUAUGAAAAGGCGAUUUUACGGGGGUCCUCGACUUUCGUCUUAAAACUGCUUGCUUACAACAUUCUGCAGAAUGGCUACAACUUUGUUAGUAGGUACAAGAACAGCAGUACAUGAACAAAAUACAUAUCUAAAAAUAUUAUAGGAUAAAUAAAUAUUAUAGGACAUUAUUACACAAAUUGACUAAAGUCCCACAGUAAGCUCAAUAUUAAGGCUUGUGUUGAGGGUACUUAGACAACGAUAUAUAUAAUAUACCAAUAUUUAUAAAUACUUAAAUACAUAGAAAACACCCAUGAGUCAGGAACAAAUAUCCAUGCUCAUCACACGAAUAAAUGCCCUUACCAGGAUUUGAACCCGGGACCAUCAGCUUCGUAGGCAGGGUCACUACCCACUAGGCCAAACCGGCCGUCAAAAUAUGUAAAAAGCAAUAAUAUUAACCUAUUUAAAUAUCGACGCAUUGACAUCUGUUUUCAGUUUCAACGUAGUGCUGUUCGCAAGGUGUUCUCGGGCCUGUUAGCGUAUCCAAAUACUAUAUUUGUGUUUUUCAUUUUCCAACGCGUGUAUACAUAGUUUGCGUGGCAUGUGCUCGAAAACUGAAGGCGUAUUCCCAUGGAAGAGCAGCUCAUCUUCCAAAACCAAUACCUCCCCAACAUCUACCCCGAGCUGGCGUCUCUUCGGCAGCCGCUCCAGCGGGAACCUACCGCGGGAGCCAGCGCCAGCGCCGCCAGCGCCCGCUACCCCGCAUCAUCAUCGCCGGCAGGGGAGCUCGGCCAGCGACAAGCAGUUUGAGGACCUCGUGGCUAGCUCUAUAGCACUUAUACAGCAUGAUAGGCCGUCAAACCUGCCCGCGAAGACAACAGAAGAGGCGCUUAGACAUAAGGCGGAGCACGCGCGGAUACUGGAAGCGGCGCGGCGGCGCGUGGAGCGAGAGUCGGCGGCAAGGCUCGCGCGGCUGCAAGAGUCGCUGCGGCAGGAGGAGCGGCUGGCGCGGCAUGCGCGCGAGUGGCAGGCCAUCCUGCCCGACUGGCCCGCGCAAAAAAACGCAAAGCGCACCCAAGAGCUUUGGUGGAGCGGUCUCCCGCCGUCCAUCCGCGGCAAGGUCUGGCAACUCGCCAUCGAAAACAAACUCCAAAUCACACACCACCAUUACCGCGAGUUCGUCGAAAAGGCCAAACAACGAUUACACGAAGCACAGCUCAGGAGAAAACGGUUGAAGAUCCACCGAGAAUCAGAAUCAGAGAAAAAGACUGAAGAAAAGGAACGGUUAGGCUUACCAAGAAAUUUUAGCGAGCAGAAUUUGAAAUGUCACAGUGACACGACUCCUAAAUGCUGUUCGAAAUCUAAUCCAGACCUAAUAGAGAGAACUGAUGAGUGUUCAAUGGAGUUGAUAGAGCUUGAUAUUGCGCGGACUUUUCCACAGUUGUGUAUAUUUCAACCGGGAGGGCCGUAUUUUACGGUGUUACAUGAGCUGCUGGCGGCUUAUGUGUGCUAUCGUCCUGAUGUUGGUUAUGUACAGGGAAUGUCAUUUAUCGCGGCUGUGCUGAUCUUAAACAUGGAAGCACCGUGUGCCUUCGUGUGCUUCGCUAAUCUGCUGGAGCAACCGGUGCUGCGGGCAGCUUUUACUCGCGACGGCAACACUAUGCAGCGCUUCUGGCGAGCGUACACCCGCCUCCUCAAGCACAACCUGCCGUCGCUAGCGGACAUGCUGGCGCCGGAGCUGUACCUGCUGGAGUGGCUGUACACGGCGUUCGCCAAGGCCAUGCCGCUGGACGCCGCGUGCCGCGUGUGGGACGUGUUCCACCGCGACGGCGGCGCCUUCCUGUUCAACACGGCGCUAGGUACUGUAUACUAUACGUACACCCGCCUCCUCAAGCACAACCUGCCGUCGCUAGCGGACAUGCUGGCGCCGGAGCUGUACCUGCUGGAGUGGCUGUACACGGCGUUCGCCAAGGCCAUGCCGCUGGACGCCGCGUGCCGCGUGUGGGACGUGUUCCACCGCGACGGCGGCGCCUUCCUGUUCAACACGGCGCUAGGUACUGUAUACUAUACGUACACCCGCCUCCUCAAGCACAACCUGCCGUCGCUAGCGGACAUGCUGGCGCCGGAGCUGUACCUGCUGGAGUGGCUGUACACGGCGUUCGCCAAGGCCAUGCCGCUGGACGCCGCGUGCCGCGUGUGGGACGUGUUCCACCGCGACGGCGGCGCCUUCCUGUUCAACACGGCGCUAGGUACUGUAUACUAUACGUACACCCGCCUCCUCAAGCACAACCUGCCGUCGCUAGCGGACAUGCUGGCGCCGGAGCUGUACCUGCUGGAGUGGCUGUACACGGCGUUCGCCAAGGCCAUGCCGCUGGACGCCGCGUGCCGCGUGUGGGACGUGUUCCACCGCGACGGCGGCACCUUCCUGUUCAACACGGCGCUAGGUACUGUAUACUAUACGUACACCCGCCUCCUCAAGCACAACCUGCCGUCGCUAGCGGACAUGCUGGCGCCGGAGCUGUACCUGCUGGAGUGGCUGUACACGGCGUUCGCCAAGGCCAUGCCGCUGGACGCCGCGUGCCGCGUGUGGGACGUGUUCCACCGCGACGGCGGCGCCUUCCUGUUCAACACGGCGCUAGGUACUGUAUACUAUACGUACACCCGCCUCCUCAAGCACAACCUGCCGUCGCUAGCGGACAUGCUGGCGCCGGAGCUGUACCUGCUGGAGUGGCUGUACACGGCGUUCGCCAAGGCCAUGCCGCUGGACGCCGCGUGCCGCGUGUGGGACGUGUUCCACCGCGACGGCGGCGCCUUCCUGUUCAACACGGCGCUAGGUACUGUAUACUAUACGUACACCCGCCUCCUCAAGCACAACCUGCCGUCGCUAGCGGACAUGCUGGCGCCGGAGCUGUACCUGCUGGAGUGGCUGUACACGGCGUUCGCCAAGGCCAUGCCGCUGGACGCCGCGUGCCGCGUGUGGGACGUGUUCCACCGCGACGGCGGCGCCUUCCUGUUCAACACGGCGCUAGGUACUGUAUACUAUACGUACACCCGCCUCCUCAAGCACAACCUGCCGUCGCUAGCGGACAUGCUGGCGCCGGAGCUGUACCUGCUGGAGUGGCUGUACACGGCGUUCGCCAAGGCCAUGCCGCUGGACGCCGCGUGCCGCGUGUGGGACGUGUUCCACCGCGACGGCGGCGCCUUCCUGUUCAACACGGCGCUAGGUACUGUAUACUAUACGUACACCCGCCUCCUCAAGCACAACCUGCCGUCGCUAGCGGACAUGCUGGCGCCGGAGCUGUACCUGCUGGAGUGGCUGUACACGGCGUUCGCCAAGGCCAUGCCGCUGGACGCCGCGUGCCGCGUGUGGGACGUGUUCCACCGCGACGGCGGCGCCUUCCUGUUCAACACGGCGCUAGGUACUGUAUACUAUACGUACACCCGCCUCCUCAAGCACAACCUGCCGUCGCUAGCGGACAUGCUGGCGCCGGAGCUGUACCUGCUGGAGUGGCUGUACACGGCGUUCGCCAAGGCCAUGCCGCUGGACGCCGCGUGCCGCGUGUGGGACGUGUUCCACCGCGACGGCGGCGCCUUCCUGUUCAACACGGCGCUAGGUACUGUAUACUAUACGUACACCCGCCUCCUCAAGCACAACCUGCCGUCGCUAGCGGACAUGCUGGCGCCGGAGCUGUACCUGCUGGAGUGGCUGUACACGGCGUUCGCCAAGGCCAUGCCGCUGGACGCCGCGUGCCGCGUGUGGGACGUGUUCCACCGCGACGGCGGCGCCUUCCUGUUCAACACGGCGCUAGGUACUGUAUACUAUACGUACACCCGCCUCCUCAAGCACAACCUGCCGUCGCUAGCGGACAUGCUGGCGCCGGAGCUGUACCUGCUGGAGUGGCUGUACACGGCGUUCGCCAAGGCCAUGCCGCUGGACGCCGCGUGCCGCGUGUGGGACGUGUUCCACCGCGACGGCGGCGCCUUCCUGUUCAACACGGCGCUAGGAAUCCUUCACUUAUACCAAGACGAGCUCCGCGACAUGGACUUCAUCUCGGCCGCGCAGUUCCUCACCAAGCUGCCCGACGACCUCGACUCCGAAGCCUUGUUCCGGAGCAUCGGCUCCGUCAGCAUGGCGCUGGACGGCAUGACGUUUGACGAGCUGGUGCUGAGCGAGCAGUGUGAAGAUGACGACGUGAGGUUAUGAUGACGAGUCGCUGAGCUGCUUGAGGCGUUUGUAGCUAAGGUCGGUUUAUAGUGACCUUAUAGUCUCAUUCUGCAGAGUUCUUUUGAAAUAAGCCGUUAAAUAUUGCUAUGAAAGUCAAACUUCUCUGGACUUGCAGGCGUACAUAGGCUACGGAAACUGCUUACCAUCAGGUGAGCCGUAUGCUUGUUUGCCACCGACGUAGUAUUAAAAAAAAAAACGUUUUUCAAGAGAUACUCUCUAAGGCGGGAUAAACCUAUUGUUGCUGCUUUAGACAUCGUUCAAGGUCAUCUAUUGCCACUCCUCGAGCGUUGUAACAGUGUGUAAUUUAUGCGUAUAUAAGUUACUUUUAUUAACGUACAGUUUGAGCCGUUUGUUUGCAGCCUUAUAACCUUACAGUCCAUACAGAUAACUGAUGACUUAGGCCUUCAGCACACGGAGUGUAAGUGUAACAGAAUCGUAUCGUGAUACGAGCGUAGAACGAGAACGCUACGAGCACGAACAACUUCAAACAAAUCCGCACACACGAAGCAUAGCGUACGUAGCGUAAUACAGGCGUAAAAAACAAAACUGACAUAAUCAACAGUAAGUAAGAUCGUCUGUAUCGACUGUACCGUCGAAGACAUCUGACGCCAGCGACGCUGAUUUCAACUAAUGAGAUUUCAUUUAUAAAACGAUUACGCGACGCUUGGUGCUCAGAAGUCUAGUAAAAACCCCCUAGUUUGACAGAAACAGAUGGUGUUGCUCAGUGCCAUAUGUUUUAUGGUCAGCUAAUUCAGUGGAAUACGUCGAAUUGAAUAUUAGUUUCUUCGCUUUAUCAGAAUUAUUCAAAAAUAGCGUCACGUGACUGAUAUUUCUGACUCCGAUGGCCACUGUUCAAACUUGAGAAGCUGAUAAGAGUUUCGACGAUGUUGUACUGUUUGUAUUAAAUACAUAUUUUUGGCACUUGGUCCGUGUCGAUAUUUAACCUUUUGACCGCCAAAGACGUCAUAUGACGCGCGCGGCUACAGCCCAAUAUCAACCUUCAUGCGUACCGACAAGGUCCACGAUUACGCGCCGCAUGCGAUAGGCGUGACGUUCAAAAGGUUUAUAAUUUGGCUGUAGUAUCCUUAUAUAUGCCUUCAGCGAAACGUUGGACGAUGCUGUUGAGCAACACUUCUGUCAUAUAGCGACGCCAAAACACGAGUUUUCUGAAGAGUAAUUCGACUAAAAGUACAACGCUGCCCGAUCCUGCACAGUAACCAUUCUGUUACAUUAUAAGUUUAAAAAAAAACCUCAAAAAAUUGAAUAUUUUUUGUAAUGUAGGUAACAGGAUUCUUAUGCGGGGCGAGGCAGAUUGAUACUUACAAGUAAAUAAAAUUAUUAUAACACUCGUUGGUCAAAGGUGGCAACGAAUAAUGUAUGAAAGUUGUUAUAAAUUUGUCUAAAAAUAUAAGAUAUAUUCCUAACAUAUGAUACUCUAAAUGGUAAUAAUACUUGGAAUCUCAGAAUUUACUAUGAAAUUAUUCCCAGAAUUAUGAAUCAAGAAGAAACACUUUUAUGCCCAUCCUUGGUGCGCUAAAAUUUUCUUAUAAAUUUUAUAUCAGUUUUGUAAAUAUAAUUUAUUUAUAACUUGUAUUAUUCAUAAGUAUCACUUGUUUUAUAACGGCCAUCCAUCCAUCCAUGCACUAUGAACUGUACAUUUCCGUUUAUUUCUACGGAAUAGACAUUGAAUUAUUAAAAUUAAAUGUGACGUUAUAAAGAAAAAGGUACCUUAGAUGGAUGUCGAUAAAGGCGAUUUCAAAUAGAAUCCUUUUCCUUGAAACUGGCACACCUAGGUUUUUUGAUAAUCGCGUAGAACGCAUAUUAUAGAAUUUGGAUUCGGACGCAUUUCUUUUAAAUAAUCAUUUAAAAUUAAUGAUAAACUAUGUAGAUUUCUGAUGCCGUUGCACUGUAAAUAUCAUGUAAAUAAAUCACUUGUUAAUGUAGUACUAUUUACAAACUAAGCCUUAAUCAUGAGCGAAAAUAUAAACAUAUGAAACAUAUCAUAUUCUCUAGAAAAUACGAGAACGAUAAUCAUUCAUGUACCUGCCGAUAAGAAAAUGUAUAUAGAAAGUAAGAUUAUAUAUAGUUGUUCUUAUAAUUGCGUACGUUAAGGUUAUUUUUAUUUAUUAGAUCCUUGUACAGUCAGCAUCAAAAGUAGCGGAUUUAAUAACGCUUCAUAAGCAUCAUAAUCAUUCUGGAACAGCUUAACAAAAAGUGAUGUCUUUAAUAUAGAACAACUAAGACUGUAAAAGAUAUAUUUUUGAACGCGCAUUUUAGAAAAUUAUCAACAUUUGGAAAAGUUAUACGGAAUAUCAGAUACUUUUGGCGCGUUGUUUCAUCCGCUACUUUUGAUGCUGACUGUACAGUAUAUUUCACACAGAACCUUGCUAGCGUAAAUCAUAUUUUUCACAAUAUCCUCCAAAUUUUCCUUCUGGAUUUUACGUCUCUUAAAAAACGUUAAACUAAAGAACAUUUUGCGAGUCCUUUAUUCGCCGUAACUAAAUAAUAUAAUAAGCUCGUUUCUUUCAAAAGCUCACAUAUUGUAAUGGCGGAAACACACUGGGAAGUAACUGACAUUGUUUCCAUGUGGCAAACGACCCAGUGCCUACUUUAACAUAAAUUAGGGUGAUUUUGUGUAUAUAUACCCUAACUCUUGAACUUGUAUAAAAUCGAAGCUAGUAACUAUAUUUCAUGUAAAUAUAUUCGAUACGUCAAUUAUUGUAUUAACUAUAUAACUAUUGUAAUAAGUAAACGGACAUCGAGUAGUAGGACCGGCCUAAUGAUUAGUAGAACUUCGAAUGUUUCGAAAUGCUCUUGAAUUACUAUUUAUUGUGUAUAUAAUUAUUCUAUAUCGUAUUUAUCUACAUUAUUAUUUAUUAUGUAUAUAAUUAUUAUACAUCGUAAUUAUUCAUAGUCAUCGAUGAGGGUGUUUAUGAGGGUUAUAUUGUAUUUUUUUUUGUAAAAUUACUGCUACAUAUUUUUACUUAGCCAAGUCUUAAUGCCUGGGCCACCAACAACGCUCUGAACAUCUUCGCUAAUUGCUCCAAAUAAGUAAUCAAUAUCGUUGCGAAUUUCGAUUUAAGUGGUCUUCACAAAGAACUUCGUACAUUGAUUUUUUACGCUGUAAGCGUCAGUAUGGAGUAAAUUCGCUGAAGCGAUUUUUACGUAGCUAUGAGGGCUGAUUAUCGCUGUAGGUUACCUUCAUUGUAGUUUGAAAAUUUACGUAUUUAAAUAAAGUUAAUACGAAUUAGCUGAAAUGAUUCAGGUUACUUUGUUUUUGCCUUUUUUAAAUAUGUAUACGGGCAAACUAUCGGUGGUAAAUUUUAUUGUGUACUUUUUAUAAUUAUAGACACAUAAGUUCAGCUUUAAUUCGUUUCUAGUGUUAAUUCUUGCCAACGCUGUACUAUAGACACCUAAUGUUGGCUCAAAACAUAAAAUAUUUAUCAAUGUUAAAAUGGAUACCUACUAGGAUUUUAUAAGCUAGAAAGAUCAAAUUUUCAGCAUUUUAUUGGAAAACAAAUCUAAGUGUAUUAAUUUACAUAAAACGGGUCACUAACUGACCUAACCUAACUGCAUCUUUUUAGGUUCUUAAACAUUAUAAUAAUGUUUAUGGAGCGUCGAGUUAUUAUUACUACAGAGAAGUCAUACCAAACAAUGAAAUUGUCGCAAUUGCAAUCUGUACCACGCGACCGAAACGUCGUAAGCGCCUUUAAAUUUAUGGCGCUUACGCGUUAAGGUCGCGAAGUUCACGCGAGUUCUACGGUUUGUUGUCAAAACAACAACUCAUGGCGCAAAAUACUGGUUCUCUGUGCCGGUUCUAUAUAUAGUAAUAAUAGUUCAAUGUUGUGGAGUUAUACAUUCAAAACAUUGAUUAACUUUAAAAACAUUGUAUUCAGCUAAACUGUUGGAAUAUUAACUUCAUGCUCAGUACUGGUAAAAUCUAUUAAUUUAUCCAACACAGUGGGUAUUUUUAGUAACUUAUAAUAAUACAUUUUAAGAUAAGUUAGGCAUGCUAUAUACGAAAUGUGUAGAUUUUUUUUUAUACGAGGUGUAACAAAAAUAGUGGGGAUUCGUUAAAAAAGAAAAUAUUGUUUGACGCGAAAAUUGUCUGGCCUUUGCAUGCAGGGUCGGCCGGCUCGGACCGAAAAAAAUUGUCGCUACAAAAAUAUUUUUCCUCUACUUAUUCCUAAUCGGCACACGAUUAUUGUCAUAUUAUUAAACGGAUCCCCACUAUUUUUGUUACACCCUGUAUUUUAUUGACAUGUCUAUUGUCAACUCUAAUCCAAGGGAAUAAAGUCGAAAUUCGAUGAACGCAUCUCUUGGAUAUUUCUACACUUGUGAUGUGGACUGAUAUUAUAUUGUAUGUAAUGUAUUGUAUAUGAACGCCAUCUCAAGUAACUUUAGUUAGUCUUACUUCAUUGUAAAUAUAUUUUAGCCAUAAUAAAUUUGGCCCCAAAUAAGUGCUGUUUGUAAUGAGUGUAUUUUUAUUGUAAAAUAAAUUACAUAUGCGAUUUGAUAA
Molecule: messenger RNA, 11307 nt
Organism: Cydia pomonella (codling moth)
Lineage: Eukaryota; Metazoa; Arthropoda; Insecta; Lepidoptera; Tortricidae
Exons: 7
Coding region: 3165-6767 (1200 amino acids)
Source: RefSeq, a predicted model, not a curated record